Molecule: messenger RNA, 6712 nt
Organism: Acinonyx jubatus (cheetah)
Lineage: Eukaryota; Metazoa; Chordata; Mammalia; Carnivora; Felidae
Gene: MAMDC4
Product: MAM domain containing 4
Biological process (GO): nervous system development
Cellular component (GO): membrane
Molecular function (GO): protein binding
Source: RefSeq, a predicted model, not a curated record
CCCCGGGGGGGGGGGGGUGGGGGGGGUGGCGUGCACACUCAGCCCUUUGUGCUCUGAUAAGGGGGCCCCUGGGCUGCUGCCCCCAUUUAUGGCCUGAUUGCUCCUCUCCACCCCUCCUGUGUCCAAGGACAUCUGGGAGGAAACUCUUUGAUGAGCCCUUGCGCAAGGAGUUAGCACCAGGUCCCCCAGGGCCAGCUGACAUCAGUGUCCCCUCGUGAUCUGCCGUUUGAAGUCAUGUGAAGUUUCCCAGACCCCUUGUGAGACCGGGUCCCAUGGCACCCGCCCUGCAGCCACAGGCUCUGAGGGUUCAGGCUUGGAGCCGGGAGCCCCCCUCCAGGACCCCCUCCUCUCCUCCCAGUGCAGGGCUGAGGGGGGACGAGGUGUGGCAAGUGGAUGUGUGGAUGAGGGGACAGCCGAGCACAGCUGUCUCUGUGGCUUCCCGUGAGCACGGGUGCCAUCUUGGCGCAGGCCUUCCGUGAGCUCACGGUGGCCUCUCCAGGCUGUUGUGACCACAUCUUAGUGAUGAGGAGACAGGAUCUGGUAAGACCGAGGUCACAUGGUGGUAAAUGCCCUGUGCCCGGCAGCACCUGGCCACGCUAAUCAGAACAGUUGUUGAUGAAUAAAUGAUCGUCCCUUACAAAGGAAUAAGCGAACAGGCAGCCACAGACUGUGGUGGGGAAGGACGAAGUCCCUGGUCACUUGGGGCAGGGAGGCACGGAACGUGGGGCUGGGGGCACAGGUGGGGGGUACGUGCUGGGCUCCUGCCCCCAGCUCUGGGAGACAAAGCCCGAGUGGGUGCUUCCUCUGGUGGGGCCUCCGCCAGGCAGGGCUGGGGCGGUGGGCGUGAUGACUGAGGCUUGACCUUUGGUCAGAAGGAUCCGGGCGGGUGGGAGCCUACCUGGGCCAGGGGCCCCUCUCCUGGACGCUUUUACAGUCGGACGUUCGUCCUCAUCAACACAGGGCGGGGCCUGCUGACGGGCAACGGGUACAGAAGGGGCCAGGUCCCCCCCCAAGCAGAGCAGACUCAGCCCGCGGGGCCACAGGCAGAUAACCGGGCGAAAUCCCCGCGAGGCCGCCUGGAGUGCGCGGUCUCUCCGCCUCACUCCCCUGGCCCAACCAUGCGUCUGCCCCGCCACCUCCUGCUGGCCUUGCUCCUGGCAGGGCCCCCAGGCCGGGCCUGGGUCCCCAACGACUGCAGGGCCCCCAGCAAGGCCGCAUGCAACUUCGUGUGUGACUGCCCAGACUGCUCCGACGAGGCCCAGUGCGGUUACCACGGGGUCUCGCCCGCCCCGGGCGCCCCCUUCGCCUGUGACUUCGAGCGAGACUCCUGCGGCUGGCGGGACAUCAGCACCUCAGGCUACAGGUGGCUGCGAGACCGGGCAGGAGCCACACUGGAGCCUCUGGGGCCGCGCUCAGACCACACUCUCGGCACAGACCUCGGCUGGUACACGGCUGUUGGCACGCACCGCGGGAAAGAGGCGUCCACGGCAGCCCUGCGCUCCCCUGCCCUGCGCGACGCCGCCCCCACCUGUGAGCUGAGGCUCUGGCACCACACGGCCACCAGAGAUGUGGCUGAGCUGCGGCUGGAGCUGACCCACAGGGCCGAGACGCUGACCCUGUGGCAGAGCUCUGGGCCCUGGGGCCCAGGCUGGCAGGAGCUGGUGGUGGCCACUGGCCGCAUCCGGGGCGACUUCUGGGUGACCUUCUCUGCCACCCGAAAUGCCACCCACAGGGGCACCGUGGCCUUGGACGACGUGGUCUUCCGGGGCUGUGGGCUGCCCACCCCCCAAGCACGCUGCCCCCUGGGGUACCACCACUGUGGGAACAUGGCCUGCGUGGAGCCCCACCAGCUGUGCGACGGAGAGGACAACUGUGGGGACGGCUCAGAUGAGGACACGCCCACCUGCCGUGAGCUGGAGGGGCUGCUGGGGGUCACCAGGGAGCGUGACGGAGCGGGACAGGGGGGGUACGGGCCCUGCCGGCAGCCUGACCCUGCUUCCCCCACAGGCCGCCACACGGCCACCGACUUCGAGACGGGCCUGGGCCCGUGGAACCACUCGGAAGGCUGGGCCCGGAACCACAGUGCCGGCCCCAGGCCACCAGCCUGGCCGCGCCGGGACCACAGCCGCAAUAGCGCGCAGGGUGAGGCCCACGGGGGACCGCCGGGGAGCGCCCACCGGGGCCCCGCCCAGCCACCCCGGCCCACGUCUGGUGUCUCCCCAGGCUCCUUCCUGGUCUCCGUGGCCGAGCCCAGCGCCCCCGCUGUCCUCUCCAGCCCCGAGUUCCAAGCCUCAGGCCCCCACAACUGCUCGCUUAUCUUCUACCACUACCUGCACGGGUCUGAGGGUGGCUGCCUCCAGCUGUUCCUGCAGAUUCAGAGCCCAGGCUCCCCUCAGGGCCCCGUCCUGCUGCGCAGGCGCCACGGGGAGCUGGGGGCCGCCUGGGUCCGAGACCGGGUCGACAUCCAGAGCGAGCACCCCUUCCGGAUUCUGCUCACUGGGCACACAGGCCCAGGUGGUGUCGUGAGUUUGGAUGACCUCAUCCUGUCGGACCACUGCCAGCCAGUCCCAGAGGUGUCUGGAUCACCUCUUGGGCUCUGGGCCGCAGCCCCCUGGCGCCAGCCGUCCAGCCUGCGGCCCCGGGACUUCUGCGAGCCGGGACAUCUUUCCUGCGGGGACCUGUGCGUCCCCCCAGAGCAGCUCUGUGACUUCCAGCAACAGUGCGAGGGGGGCGAGGAUGAGCAGGACUGUGGCACCACGGACUUCGAGCCCCUCACGGCGGGGGGCUGGGAGGAUGCCAGCGUGGGGCGGCUGCAGUGGGGGCGUCUCCUGGCCCAGGAGAGCCGGGGCCCUGGCGCAGGCGCCCGCAGGACCGCUGCUGGGCACUUCCUGGCCCUGCAGAGGGCCUGGGGACAGCUCGCGGCAGAGGCCCGGGUCCUCACACCUCCCCUGGGUCCCUCGGGCCCCCGCUGUGAGCUCCACAUGGCUUACUAUUUCCAGAGUCACCCCCAAGGCUUCCUGGCCCUGGUCGUGGUGGAGGACAGCAACCGUGAGCUGGUGUGGCAGGCCCCGGGCAGCAGCCAGGGCUGGAGGAUGGACAGAGUCCUUCUUGGGGCACGCCGCCGGCCUUUCCGCGUAAGGAGGGCAGCCUGGGGGUGGGGGGGGGUGGGUCACAGAGCCGGCGCUGACUCGACAGCCCCCUCUCUUGUGCUCCUCACGAAGCUGGAGUUUGUCGGCCUGGUGGACUUGGACGGCCCUGGCCGGCAGGGCGCUGGAGUGGACGAUGUGACCUUGAAGGACUGCAGCCCCGUGACAGCCACUGAGAAGGACUCAGAGGUCUCCUGUAACUUCGAGCGGGACACGUGCGGCUGGUACACCGGCCACCUCACAGAUGCCCACUGGCGCCGGAUCCAGAGCCACGGCCCCGGGUACGACCACACCACAGGCCGAGCUCAGCCCGGUGUCCCUGCCGCAGGCUACUUCUUGCUCCUGGACCCCACAGACCCCCCAGCCCGGGGCCCUGGUGCCCACCUGCUCACCCAGCCCCAGGUGCCCACAGCUCCUCAGGAGUGCCUCUCCUUCUGGUAUCACCUCCACGGGCCCCAGAUCGGGACACUGCGCCUGGUGCUGAGGCGGGAAGGAGAGGCAGACACGCUCCUGUGGUCACGGACCGGCACCCACGGCAACCACUGGCACGAGGCCUGGGCCACCCUCCACCACCAGCCGGGCUCUGGCACCAAGUACCAACUGCUGUUCGAGGGCUCCCGGGACGGCUACCACGGCACGAUGGGCCUGGACGACGUGGCCCUGCGGCCCGGGCCCUGCUGGGCCCCCAGGCGGUGCUCCUUUGAGGACUCAGCCUGUGGCUUCUCCAGCGGGGGCCAAGGCCUCUGGACGCGCCAGCCCAAUGCCACGGGCCACGCCGCCUGGGGCCCCCGCGCUGACCACACCACGGGGACGGCUCAAGGGCACUACAUGGUGGUGGACACGAGCCCCCAGGCCCUGCCCCCCGGCCACGUGGCCUCCCUGACCUCAGAGGAGCACCAGCCUCUGGCCCGGCCUGCCUGCCUGACCUUCUGGUACCACCUGAGCCUCAGAAACCCAGGCGCCCUGCAGGUUCACGUGGGGGAGGCCGAGAGGCAGCAGGUGCUCAGCAUCAGUGCCCACGGAGGGUCCGCCUGGCGCCUGGGGAGUGUGGACGUGCAGGCCGAGAGGGCCUGGAGGGUGGUGUUCCAGGCGGUAGCCGCCGGCGUGGAGCACUCCUAUAUCGCGCUGGACGACCUGCUCCUCCAGGACGGGCCCUGCCCUCGGCCAGCUUCCUGUGACUUUGAGGCUGGCCUGUGUGGCUGGAGUCAUCUGGCCUGGCCUGGCCUGGGAGGGUACAGCUGGGACUGGAGCAGUGGGGCCGCACCUUCCCGCUACCCCCAGCCCCUGGUGGAUCACACUCUGGGCACAGAGACAGGACACUUCGUGCUCUUUGAAACCCACAUGCUGGGCCCGGGGGGCCAGGCAGCCUGGCUGCACAGCCAGCCUCUGCCCGCCACCGAGGCCUCCUGCCUCCGCUUCUGGUACCACAUGGGCUUCCCGGAGCACUUCUACAAGGGCCAGCUGCGGGUGCUCCUGAACAGCGCCCGGGGCCAGCUGGCCGUGUGGAGCAUGGGCGGGCGCCUGCGGCAUCAGUGGCUGCUGGGCCAGGUGGAGGUGGCCAGCGCAGAGGAGUUCCAGAUCGUGUUUGAAGCCACUCUAAGCGGCCAGCCAGCCGUGGGGCCCAUCGCCCUGGACGACGUCGAGUAUCUGGACGGACGGCACUGCCAGCUGCCUGCACCCGGCCGGGGGGACACGGUAGUGGCCACAUCGGUGCCAGCCGCGGUCGGCGGGGCCCUCGUCGUCCUUGUCCUCCUCGUCCUGCUAGGACUGGCAGGACGACGCUGGCUGCAGAAGGGGGGCUGCCCGUCGCGGGGCGAGACAGCGGCUGUGGCCCCUGGCUUUGAUAACAUCGUCUUCAAUGCGGACGGUGUCACCCUGCCGGCCUCGCUCACCGACAGCCAGUAGAUGACGCAGAGAAGACUGUGGCUCCUCACAAGAGGGUCGCCCCCCGCCCCCUUCCCCCAAUCCCUGGCAGGCAGAGCCCAAGGAACAACCCCUGCCCCCCCCCCCCAGGACGCACUGAGCCCCCAUGCGGUCACCCAGCACCGAGACUGCCACCCACGUGCCUGGGUACAGUCCUCACCCCAACAAUAAACGCCCUGGCCCCCGAGGGCAGCCCCCACUUAUUGGCUGAGGUCUGUGCACCCUGCUCUGUCAGCAGGAAGGUGGGCUCUUGGGGAUCCCCAGAACUGACCCAACCUGCCUGAGAGGACGUGCUUGGAGGCACCUCCCACAGGUCUCAGUAACUCAGCUGACAGGUAACAGGCAGGCCACACGGGACGGGGCCGAGGGCUAGAGGCACCAGAGGCAGAUACAGCGGGACCCUGAGAAGCCCCUGCCCCUGGCCGUGCGGGCACCCCAGCACUCAGGCUGUCCAGCCCAGCCUGUGGGAAUCUGACCCAGGCCCUGUCCAGCCCCUGCCUCGCUGGGUGAUUCUAAUUCAGGACAGGGAGAAACCCCGGACACCGACUGACUAGCAAAGGCUGAAGCGGCUGUCAGGGACAUAAAGCUGGUCUGGUGAGGAAACGCCCUGCUUUGUCCGUGACUCCACACAAAGGUCCCACAUCCGCUGUCCCAUGGUAAAGGGUCCGUGCCGUAAGUGUCCCCGAGCUCACCAUCCCGUGGGCAGAUCCAAGUGAUCCCCGGAAUGAUGUGUCUCAGAGGUCACUCGGUGCCCUGGGGAUGCUGCUGAGGUCACUGGAAGGCAAACCCAAGGCUCCCGCCCUCCCGACCUCACGGGGUCCAAGGAUGAAGGCAACCCCCCUCUCUCGGAGGUGUCAAGGCCCCUGGUGUGCCUGCAUUCCCUCCUUGCCUAGUAAAACGGAGUCGAAUCUUCCUAACCCAGGGAGGGUCCCCGGCUCUGCUCUUCCACAAGGGCAAUUUUUUUUAAAAAUUACUUAUUCAUUAAGUAAGCUCCAACCAAACCCAACGUGGGGCCUGAACCCACGACCCCUGAGACCAAGAGCCUCACGCUCUGGGGCACCUGGGUGGCUCAGUCGGUUAAGCAUCCAACUCUUGGUUUCUGCUCGGGUCACGAUCUGCCAUGGCCUCAUGAGUUCGAGCUCUGGGUCAGGCUCUGCACUGACAGCGUGGAGCCUCCUUGGGAUCCUCCCUCCCCGCUUCAUUCUCUCUCAAAAUUAAUAAAUAAACUUUAAAAAAAAAUCACAUGCUCCACUGACCGAGCCAGCCAGGCACCCCCACAGGAAGUUUUGACACGGCCCUGCCUCGGCCUAGAAGGUCCCACUGGGCACGGCCGUCCUGGGGAAGGGGAGACAGCCACACCUGCACAGCCAACUGCCCCCUCCUGCCUGGGGUGAGACCACGUUGCCGUCCAGCCCACUGGAGACUCCACGCCAGGGGAGGGCACGGGUCCGGGAUCAAGGGGAUGACUAAAGCCUGUGGCCUGUCCCAGCAGACGGUGACGAGGAAGCGGCACCGCAGAGGGUGACCUUCAGGGUCCCUCAAGUACUCCCCAGGGCAUGUCAGGAGAACCCUUUCUUCCCUACAUCGUGGGCCAGAGAGAGACACACGCGGGGACCCGGCAGAUCAGACCGGACACCAGCAGG